Molecule: messenger RNA, 1573 nt
Organism: Cuscuta epithymum
Lineage: Eukaryota; Viridiplantae; Streptophyta; Magnoliopsida; Solanales; Convolvulaceae
Source: the annotation of a GenBank genome assembly
UUCUUCUUUUUUUUUUUGCUUAAUUCAAAGACGUUUCACCAUCAAUAAACCAACGCCACCGUCAUUGCCGGCGCGGCCGGCCUUCAGUAAAGUGGACGCCAAGCUUUACUUUGGAACAAAUCCAAAUCUUCACUUCUUUGUUAAUAACUAAACUUCACUUCUUUUUCCAACUAAUUAACAGCAGCACACUUCAAUUUGUGCAAGGUAAAAAACAUCAUUUAUUUAAUUAUUUUGAAAAUGGCACGACAUUUUGAAAAAUGAUCAAUAUAUAUAGAUAAUAAUACAAAAUCUUUGGAAAAUCAUCACACCAUUACUAACAACCGAUCCUAACGUCUGUUCUGCACUUAACACGUUUAUGUAUUACGAGUAUAUAAACACACACAAAUACAUCGAAAUUAUUGAACUGACAUUAACAAAAUUUAGUCUGGUUGGUUGGUCUUCAUAACCGAGAAACGUUAACUACCCGGGGGCGACGCAGAUCGGACAUGGAAAGCAGCAGCAGCGCGGAGGUGGGGGCGGGCCGCGGCCGCGUCCAGAUCGACACCGCGAAGCCAUUCCGGUCGGUGAAGGAGGCAGUCCUUUUGUUCGGCGAGAGGAUUUUGGGUCCUGAAAUUUAUGCCAAACAAGUCAAUACUCUUCAUCAGGUACAUACAGAAACAGUAAUUGGAGUUGGAGAAAAGCAAACAAGAUUGGGAGCGGUAAAAGCAGAGCUUGAAGAUGCAAAGAAAGGGCUUCAAAAGGCAAAAGAGGAAGAAUUGUUCAUGGCACAUUGUCUUCAAUCUCUUAGGGAAGAGCUUGAACAAACAAAAAGGGAAAUCCAGCAGCUCAAGGCGGCUGCAAAAGACGAGCACCACAACAAGCAACUAGCUUUCUUAGAUCCUGAGAUCGAAGAGCUCAAGUUCAUCGAGAAGGUGCUCCCGAAUCGUGAGGUCGACACUCGUCAUGACAAUGAGGAAGUGGAACUUUUUGAGAGAAAGAGGACAGUCAAGUUUGCUAGUCCUCCGUCGCUGACAAGGGUGAUCACUCCAACAGAUUAUUUUGUCACCGAAAGUGAUCCAGGGAAGACUAGUAGCCCUUCACAAGACAAGAAGAAGUUGAAGAGGAAGCAUCUGAUUCCUCUAAUGGGAGCAUUGUUUGCAAAGAAAAAGGAAAAUCAAUGAUUCAAUUCUGCUCAUGUAAAUCCCUGAAGAUGAAGGCCUUUUAGGUACUGUCCUCAUCAAAACAAAAAUGAAGUAAGAAAAUGUUGUGUUUCGUGUAAGAUCGAUGUUUAAUUCUGAAGAUUGACACCAUAUCAUUUUAGUUACAAGUUUUUUACCUAAGCAUGGUUCUCAGUGUUGUUCUGAUGUAUUCAGUGUUUGGAAGUAGUUCUUUUGAAUAUGUUGCAUAGUAGAUAAAAAUACUCCAACAAUAUAAUUAAACAUACUUAUUGUUGGAUGUAAUGUUGUAAGAGCAUUAGAUUGAGUCUUGUUGAAUUGAGUCUUGUAGAGUAUGACUAGUAGAAAUUUUCUUAGUUACGACAAUCCUCUUGGUACAUUUAAACACCUAAUAUUAAAAGUUAUGUAAAGCUUAACAA